Drosophila pseudoobscura is the source of this 628-nucleotide messenger RNA. RefSeq lists its product as uncharacterized. The record is from RefSeq and is a predicted model, not a curated record. The transcript is spliced from 2 exons. NCBI's taxonomy places the organism in Eukaryota, Metazoa, Arthropoda, Insecta, Diptera, Drosophilidae. Bases 128 to 628 code for a protein of 166 amino acids.
UUUUUUUGUCCCUCCCGAUUUAGCGCCUGAGUCGUCAUACACCAAGCGAGCAGUUCUGUCCCAGAUCGCAAGGCUGUUCGACCCCGCGGGGUGGUUGGCCCCAUUCAUUGUUCGGUCCAAGAUCUUCAUGCAAGAAAUCUGGUUGCAGGACCUGGGAUGGGACGAUGAGCUUCCAAGCGAGAUGCGCCAGCGCUGGCAAAGUUUCCUGCGGAGCUACUCCGCUCUCGACCAAAUCCAUAUUCCAAGAUGGGUCGGCUCCCGGCCAGCGGUAAAAGUCGAACAUCAUGUGUUCUGCGAUGCAUCCGAGAGGGCUUACGGUGCCGCCAUCUACGUGCGCAUUGAGGUUGACCGUUUGGUAGAGGUGCAGCUUCUCACAGCGAAAACGCGAGUCGCACCCGUGAAAACCGUGUCGCUCCCCCGGUUAGAGCUUUGCGGGGCAGUGCUUUUGUCCGAAAUGGCGGCGGCUAUCCUGCCGAAUAUGUCAACAGCAAGUACGAGCUGCUAUCGCUGGACCGAUUCCACCAUAGUCCUCUCCUGGCUGGCAAAGCCCGCGUGUCACUGGACCACGUUCGUGGCCAACCGAGUGACUAGGAUAUCUCAAGCGACCGAUAAUGCAGUCUACCAUUAG